UUUUUUUAAUUAUUAAUUAGGUGGUGGAAAGAUUUGGAUUUUGCAACAAAACUGCCAUUUGCACGCAAUAGAAUAGUUGAAGCAUUCUUUUGGAUAUUGGGAGUAUAUUUUGAGUCUCAAUAUUCUGUUGGUAGAAAGAUAAUGACCAAGGUGAUAUCAUUGGCCUCGGUAAUUGAUGAUAUAUAUGAUAAUUAUGGUACAAUAGAAGAACUACAACUUUUCACUCAAGCAAUUCAAAGGUGGAAUAUCACUUGCAUGGAUUUUCUACCAAAAUAUAUGAGAUUUUGCUAUAAAGCCCUUUUGAAUGUUUUUGAAGAAAUGGAGCAAGAGAUGGUCAAAGAAGGAAGAGCUUUUUGUGUAAUAUACGUCAAAAAUGAAAUGAAAAGAUUGGUCCAGGCCUACUAUACCGAGGCCAAGUGGUUCAGUAACAAUUAUAUACCAACAAUGGAAGAAUACAUGGCACUUGGAAUAGUAAAUUCUGGCUACUAUCUAAUGACAGCAACAUCCUUCAUUGGAAUGGGAAGCAUUGCUACAGAAGAAGUUUUCAAAUGGUUAACUAAUAACCCAAAAAUUGUUAAUGCUUCAUCAAUAAUUGCCAGACUCAUGGAUGAUAUUGUUUCCAAUGAGUUUGAGCAGAAGAGAGGGCAUGGUGCCUCUUCUAUUGAGUGCUACAUGAAUCAACAUGGUGUAACUAGAGAAGAUGCAAUUCAUGAACUUUCAAGACAAAUUACAAAUGCUUGGAAGGAUACCAAUGAAGAACUUCUUGAUUCAACUGAUGUGCCAAAGCCUAUCCUUAUGCGAGUUCUCAAUUUAUCACGUGUCAUUCAUGUGCUUUAUAAAGAUGAAGAUUGCUACACUAACUCCCAAGGAUCAACAAAGAAUGAUAUAAUAUCUAUCUUGUUGAAUCCAUGCCCAAUAUGACAAAAAGGACUUUGCUUCUAUUAGAGAAAUUUUUAAAAUAUUUAUUUGAAAAAUUGAAAAGAUUAAAUUAAUUUUAAAUAAAGUAAUUUAACAUGUAAUGUGUGAUUGAUGUAAUGGUCGUGGCUUUUAAAGUGUAA
Messenger RNA from Vicia villosa (hairy vetch), 1058 nucleotides. RefSeq names its product probable terpene synthase 2. Lineage: Eukaryota; Viridiplantae; Streptophyta; Magnoliopsida; Fabales; Fabaceae. The transcript is spliced from 4 exons. The record is from RefSeq and is a predicted model, not a curated record. The coding region runs from base 142 to 921 and encodes 259 amino acids. Gene Ontology annotation, molecular function: magnesium ion binding; terpene synthase activity.